CCGAAGGAGAUGAUAGCGGCGCCUUCGUCCUCCCCUGACCUGCUUCCUCCUUCACCUCCUUCACCGCCUCCGCCGUCUCAUCCCUCGCCUUCCCUCUCAAAAGUGGAGGAGGAGGAGGAGGAGGAGGAGGAGGAGGGUGCUUUUCUCCGACUCGUGUGUGGAGGAGAAGCGUCAAGGGAGAUGCCAGAAGUAUAUGCGACGUUUUCCUCCUCCUCCUCUUCCUCUUCUUCCUCUUUCUCUUUUUCUUCUUCUUUCUCCACCGAUCCCCAUGUUACCUCUCUUCCAAGCGCUGUUUCGUCCCCAUCCUCCUCCACCUCCUCCUCUUCCUCCUCCUCCUCCUCCUCAGACCAUCCCUCCUUAGUCAGCGAUGAUUCAGUUAUACCUCACACUUCUCCAUCUUCUCCUGAUCUUCACUCAUCUCCACCUCUCCACUCGCUCUCUGCACGCCUCCACAUGCCUUCGUUUGCUCUCCACCUCUCAAAACACCGUCCUAUUUCUCCUCACCUUUAUCACCCUCCCGCCUAUCUCCCCCGUUCGUCCUUCCCCUUCCUACCAUCGCAGAGUAACGAAGCAGAAGGAGAAGCAACUCGCAGGAAGAGGGGAGCGAAGGGGACAAAGAGAGUGAAGAUAAAGGGAGACGAGAAACGAACGGAAACACAGGAAAAAGGAGAAGGAGACAGGAAAAGGACGAGGACGUGGAAGAGUGCAAAAACGGACGGGAAAAGAGAACGGGAGAUGGAAAAAGGUGAAAAAGAUGCGUAUUUUGGAAGAGCGAAGAGUCGGGUGGCGGACAAAAUGCCGGAGAGAAAGAACGACGAAAGGGAAAAAUGGAGUAGAAGCGGUAAAAACAGAGAGGAGAGCAGCUUCGGAAAUAAACAUGGAAGGAAAACAAAAUACGAGAAAACAAUUACGGAGCGAGAAAAACCGAGCCAGAGGUGGAGGAAAGACCAGGCAGAGGAAAAAGAGGAGGAAAAGGGAGAGAAAGGCAGAAAGAACGGGGAAAAAGACGCGAAAGCCGAGAGGACAAAGAAAAACAAGUGGAGAGAAGAUAAAAAUGACAAGCGGCGCGAAGAGAAAGAUGAGAGAAAAUCCGUCGAGGAAAAAAGAAGAGAGAGGAAAGAGGAAAAUUCGAAAAUAAAAGACCCCACAAGGAAAACUUAUAAAGAGAAAAGUGAGAAAGCAGAUGACAAAAACAAAUCAUGUAAAGAGAAAGAAAAGGAGAAAGACGAGGAGAGGAGAGGAAGAAAACUAUCGAAAGAAGAGAGAAGAGAAAUCGAGUGUAAGGACAGGAAGACAAAUACGAGAAGAGAUGAAGGUUAUAAGAACGAUGAAGACAAAAGAAGAGAAAACAUAAAGGAUGACGCACGAAAGGAGAAAAGAAACAGAAGUAAGGAAAAGAAGGAUAAAAAGUCUCGUACCGAGAGCAAAAAGAGGAAAGACAAAAAGGAGGACAAAAAGAAACACUUGAAACAUGAAAAAGAGGAUAAAGACACUAGGAAAACAAAUGAAAAAAAGGACAAAGAUUACAAGGAUUAUGAAAAGAAAAACGAAGACACAAAAUGGAAACAGGAAAAGCAAAAAACAGAGAAAGACAAAAAACAAGAAAAGGAAGAAGACAACAAACGCAAGAAAGACAAAGACACAAGAAAAGACAAUCUGAAGGAUACGAAAUUAUGCAAAGAGGAAAAAUCGAGUCAUUCCAAAGACAGCAAGAAGAACAAGGAAGGGAAAACGGGUAAGGAAAAAGAAGAAAGGGGAAGAACAUAUAAAGAAAAAGAAGAAAAAGGACAAUCUAAAUGCAAGGACUCUAAACGGAGGGAAGACAAGAAUAACAGAGAUAAAAGCGCCCGGAGAAUGGAGGGAGAAAAGAAAACAGACAAAACACGGCAGGCGAAGAGAAAGAAUGAAAGAGACGAGAAGAAAGGGAUGACUGGGGAAGGCGGCAGGAAGGAGAACAAGGAGAAAGAUAAGCAAGAAAAGGAUGAAUGGGGAAUGAAAUCGAAGAGCAAGAAGGAUGAAAAGGAGGAGAAGAAAAGGAUGCAAGAUAAAGAUAGGAAGAUAGAUGACAAGGAAAAAGACAAAGAAGCGAAGAAGAGUAAAUGGGGAGAAUCGAAAAGAAUCAAGGACGAAGGAGAAAAGAAGAAAGGUAUAAGAGAUAAGUACGAUAAAAAGGAAGAAAAACAAGAUAAAGUUUACACGCGAAGAAAAUUUGGGGAGACACAAAAAAGAUGGAAGGAUGAAAGAGAACAAAGGAAAAAUAAGAAAGAGAAGGACAACGAAGAGGAGGAGAAAAGGAGCGACGGGAAGAAGAGGAAGAAUAAAAAGGAAGACAAGAAAGAUAAAAAUGAGAACACACGCAAACGACAAAGAGGAAGAACAGGAACAAGACCUAAAGUGAAACAAAUCUCACAAAAUAUCCCAUCCAGACGCACAACCACAACCACAACCACCACCACCACCACUCACAGUCCCACUCAACAAACCCACUCACCCACGCGCCAGCUGACUAAGACCACCACCACCACCACUACGACUCAGCCCACUCGACCCACUUACCGGUUCCCCACUCAGGCCUUUCCGCAACCCAGCCCACAGCCCUCUCACACAAGCUUUCAUCACACUCACGCAGCUUCCCAUCCCACUCAGCCCUCUCAUUUCUCUCCCGAGCCAACUCUUUUUAGCGUCCAACCAUCUUAUUCCACUUCUCAAAGACCUCAUCUCUCCUCUCCUUUUCCCUCUCCUAUCCCCUCUUCCUCCUCCUUUCCAUAUAUUUCACCUUCUGAAUAUCCCUCUACCUUCCCCUCCUCCUCCCCCUCUCCCUCUCCUUCGCCUUCCAUAUUUGCUAUUACUUUUCCAUCGUCAGCCUCCUCCCAGUCUCCCUCUUCCUCUUCGUCUCCGUCUUCCUCCCCCUCUCCCUCCCCUUUCUCUUCUAUCUCUCCCCCGCCCUCCUCCUCCUCCUCCGCCGCCGCCGCUCAAGGGCCCCUCCAGCAUCGGUCUAAUCAUACCUGGAGAGUCGACUACCUGGACCCUUCCCUCAGUUUCACAGUCGUCGGUGCUUCGCUACAGCUGAAGGCCAAGACGGGACACGCUGAUUGGCUCCUCUCGAACACACGUUUCUCCCUCCACUCUCCGUCCUCUCCUUCCUCCUCGUCCUCCUCCUCCUCCUCCUCCUUACCAAUCACAGUUUAUCAUUCUCGUCGUCAUAGUGAUUCUACCCCUCCUUUCCCUCAUUCUCCUUUCCCUUCUACUUUUGCAACCACAUCAUCAUCAGACUCCUCCUCCCCCUCCUCCUCCGAAGGCCCCGCACUCGCCAUCCUCCAAUGUUCACCGAAGAAUUCUCCUCCCAAGGUUGUACUACUGGCAAAAGAGUGCGGGAAGAGGCGGGGAGAUGAGGUCUUCCCGUCUGAUGCUGUGGUGCUGUGUCCUGACCCCACCAGCCUUCCCCUCCCGCCACAGCAAUCAUCAAACCAGCGUGGGGAGGAGGAGACACAGCAAGCACCACCACAGCCAAUUGACGAAGUUUCCACCACAUCUCAGCUUCCACAUCCUUCAGAACAGGAGGUCCCAGAGGAAGACCAAGAGAAAAAGGACUUCUUCAACGUCACCAUAAUCACAUCCAAAGAGACACAAGGGAGCAACGCCACCACCAACACCACUUCCAGUACCACCGAUACCACCAUAACCAACACCACAAGCGUCCAGAUGAUCGAGGAUGCAACGAAGACGAGUGAAGACGAGGAAGACGAAACAAAUGACGCAGCAUCCGACGACGACCACAAUGACACAGAGGCAAUAGAGAAAGAUAAAGAGAUGGAAUAUGAAGAAAAAAAGAAAGAAACGACAGAGGGAACAGAGGAGGAGGAAGGCGAGAAGGCCGAGGAAAAUGAGGGGCUUUAUGUGGAAGAGAGUUUCUACGAGGAUGAAGACCUAGAAAAGGGAACAGAUGAUUUGGUGUUCCUGCAGGGAGGCACGUGGCCAGAUGGAGUUGCCCAGCUUGCACCACCGAGAGAUGUGAAUGGCCUCAGGGGUGAACAGUACGGCGCCGGGCGUGGUAACGGGGGCCUUCGUCGAGCAUCCCGGGACCUGGGCUUGUCACACUACCCUCACUCAGAGUCCGCCCCCCAGCUGCGCUACACGCCCAUCGAGCAGACGGUGUCUCCCGGGGCGCCCGUGUCCCUCAAGUGCUCGGCCGUGGGCUCCCCGCUCCCGGUGAUCACCUGGACCCGCGACCAGCAACCCCUGCCGCCCUCCCACAGGACCAGCGUGGGCAGCUUCCGCACGGCGCUGGGGCAGGUGGUGAGUCAUGUCAACCUGAGUGACGUAACAGUGCGGGAGGGCGGCGCCUACACCUGCACCGCCCACAACGCCCACGGCUCCCAGUCACACUCCGCCCGCGUCAACGUUUACGGUCCGCCCUUCGUACGCGCCAUGCCCAACAUAACGGCCGUGGCCGGGGAGGACGUGCGGCUGUGGUGCCCCGCAGGAGGCUUCCCAACGCCAGCCAUCUCGUGGAGGAGGGACAACCGCGCACUCCCCGCCUCAAUCAAGCAGGAGGUGCAGAGCAACGGCACGCUGCUGGUGCGCGCCGCCAGCCACGAGGACGCGGGCCGCUACUCCUGCGUGGUGACGGGCAGGCAGGGGCAGACCGCCGCCUCCCACACCUUCCUCCACGUUCUCAAACCCCCUGAAAUCGACACAUUCACCUUCCGCCAAGGCCUGGAGGAGGGCCGCAGAACGCAGCUGUCGUGCAUGGUGACGAGCGGCGACCUGCCCAUCACCAUCAACUGGCUCAAGGACGGCCGCCACCUUCAACACGACCCCGACCUCGAGAGUAAACAAGUUAGCGACUUCUCCAUGGUGCUGGUGUUCAAGCGGCUGCAGGAGCACCACUCGGGCGCCUACACCUGCGAGGCCGCCAACGCCGCCGCGGCCGUCAACCACACCGCCAUGCUCAAGGUCAAGGUGUCGCCCCGGUGGGUGGUGGAGCCCGGGGGAGGCACGGCGCUGGUGGGGUCCACGGUGGUGCUGGACUGCAGCGCGAGAGGCCAUCCCCAGCCCGUCAUUACCUGGAUGAAGGCGCCAGGUAAGGUCAAGGGUGACUUUCAGCCGCUGGUGGUGGAUGGCUUGAGCUCCUCGCAGGCCUCCAACGGGUCGCUGAUCCUGAAGGACGCCAAGACCACGGACGCCGGCUGGUACCUGUGUCGAGCCGGGAACUCUGUUGGGAAGCCGAUCUCCAAAGCCGUCCAGCUGACUGUUCAUGCCCCUGCCCGCGUGGUGACGGAGGGCGGCAGGGUGACGGGCCACGCCGGACAGGUGGUGACGGUGGCGUGUGAGGCCACAGGUGACGACCCGCUCACCCUCACCUGGCUGAGGCACCACGCGCCCAUCUCACCUGGCCACAGGGCCACAGUAACAGAGAGUGAAGGCGGCGGGAUGGUGCGCGCAGUGCUGGAGAUGCGCUCCGUCACCUCUGCCGACGCGGGGCCAUACACCUGCCGCGCUAGCAACCCGCACGGGGACCACUCGCAGGUGUUCGACGUAGCCAUCAUAGAGCCACCGACGCCACCCUCCAACGUGGGGAUAAGCGAGGUCACCAGCCGGUCAGCCGUGGUGACCUGGAGCCUUCCCCAGCCUGCCGCCGUCACCAUACAAUAUAAAGCGGAGGGCGAGACGUGGUCCAAGCAAGGCCGCAACGUCAGCGUGGGUCAGUGGACGGCGUCGCACGUGCUGACGGGCCUCUCGCCGCACCUCACCUACGCCGUCAGGCUCAUGGCGCACAACGACCUGGGGGUGUCGCUGCCUUCGCCCACCCAGAUGUUCACCACCACGGAGGAGGCGCCCUCCGGAGCCCCGCGGGACGUACGGGUGGCGGCCUCGGGUCCUCGCUCCCUGCUGGUAACGUGGCGCGCCCCGGACCGUCGCCUCACCCACGGCGCCCUCAGAGGCUACACGCUCGCACUGCGCCGCCAGAACCUGCAGGGACACUUCACCUUCAUCACCAGGCCCGUCACAGACCUGGGCGGCGUGGAGCAGUACGAGGUGCGCGGGUUGGUGCCGGCGACCCUGUACGAGGUGGCGGUGCGGGCCUUCACCAGGGCGGGGCCGGGGCCACUCUCCUCACCCAGGAUCGUCGACUCCACGUCCCAUGACGCCCCGUCGUGUGCUCCCGCCGGCGUGUCGUGUCGCGGGUCGGGUCGGGGUGGCGUCAGGGUGUGGUGGUCGCCUCCGCCCGCCAGCUGUGUCCAUGCCCCUGUCAGCGGCUACACCAUCGUCGCCACGCCAGCCAGACACGUCCAGGCCUCGUCCACUGAUGGCAAUUCGUGGGAGGUAAACACGACCAAUCUAGAGAAGAACUUGGACGCUCUGCCGCCCGCCACCAACAUCAGCGUAAGGGUCAAGGCGUACAACGAGAUCGGCUUCAGCCCGCCCAGCCGACCGGUCUUCUGUAUCACUGAGGACGAUGUGCCCGGCUCGCCCGAGGGGUUACGGGCGGUGGUGACGGGCCCCACCACUCUGCUGGUCACCUGGUCGCCUCCCCGCCCCCACACCGGCACCAUCCUGCACUACACCCUCUACUCCUCCAGGGACGACCAGGUGGCGAUGCGGGACGUGGUGGGCGCCGGCGGCUCUGAGGCCACGUGGCGGGAGCUGAGCGGCCUCACGACGGCCUCCAGAGUGCAGGUGUGGGUGACGGCCACCACCGUGGCAGGGGAGGGCAACCAGUCCCCCAGGAUCACUGCCAUUCCCAACCCCAAGCCCAGCUACACCCCAGUGGCAGUGGGCGGGGGACGGUUAUGGCAGGUGGGCGUGGGGGCAGGCGUGACUCUGGGCUGCCGAGGACUGGGCUCACCGACCCCCACCAUCAGCUGGACGCGCGGCGGCGUUACAGUCACCAGUGGACAGCUGACGCAGCUACUGCCUGGGGGAGACCUGCACCUCACAGCGGUGCGAGAAUCUGACAACUACACGUGCUGGGCGCGGAGCAGUGCGGGCGUGGACAGCCUGACACACCAGGUGGUGGCGCUCACCCCGCCCGCCGCGCCCUCCCUCUCCCUCUCCCACGCCACUUACCACGCCCUAAACCUUACCAUCACGCCAGCGGGUGACGGAGGCGCCCCCAUAUUAGGGUACACUGUACACCACCGAGGCCGAGCCGGGGAGUGGGUGGAGGUGGAGGUGGCCCCUGGAGUGAGCGGGGCUGUGGUUAGAGGGCUGCCGUGCGGGGCGCCUCACCACGUCUACCUCACGGCGUGGAACAGCCAAGGCGCCUCGGCCCCGAGCCCCGUCCUGGUGGCCAGCACGCUCGGCAGCCCCCCAGGCCGCCCGGAACCUGAACGCCUCGUGGAGGUCAACUCGACAUGCGUCACGUUGCGCCUCUACGCCUGGCCCGAGCUGGGCUGUCCCGUCACGCACUGGAAGGUGGAGUUGGGCAGCGAGGAGGAUGGAGUGGCCUGGACACCCUUGCACUCACGGGUCACCCUCGAUACUACUGACCUGGGCGUGUGUGACCUCGCCUCGGCCUCGUGGCACUUGCUGCGGGUCACGGCCUCGUCCACGGCAGGGGAUACAACGGUGGUGUACCGCGUGGCCACCACCGACGGCGCGGGAGGCUCCAUCGCGGCGGAGUCGAUUCAAGAGGUGCUGGUGAGCGGUGGUGGCGGCCCCGGCGGCUGGCUGGACGCUCACAUCGUGGCGGGGGUGGUGAGCGCGCUCCUCCUCGCCACGGCCUUCAUCAUCUGUGUGUGCGUGGCCGUCAGGAGGAGGCGGUACGGCGGCUACAGACAAGGGGACAGUGUGGACACGAAGGGCGGGGGCGGCGAGGACGACAACGCCCGCAACUCUGAGCUAACCCGCGCCCACCUGUACUCCCCGACGCCCACCAAGAAGCCCCGCGGCUCCUUGGCGUCCCUCAAGACCCAGGACGACGCCUCGGACCCCUACGAGAUCUGCCCAUACGCCACCUUUAGUGUCGGUAGCUCGGAUGGCACCUUAGAGUACGGUCUGUCUCUCCACGCCAUGACCCCCCGGGACUGCCUGGACCACCCCUCCUCCACCGCGACGCAUCCACACCCCAGUGACCGCCACGCCCCAGCACCGCCCCAGUCCCCGGCAGCCUAUGGACACGUCGGGAGGCAGCGCUCGCAGUCACACUACAAGGAGACGGAGAUCGCUUACAUCACACGCGGCGGCAGAGGGGAGUACGGAAGCAGACCCAAGUCCAUCCCUGGCGCCCAGCUGCCCCCGACCUCCAACACCGCCCCCGCCGCCGCCCCUGUCGUCGCCGCCGCCGCCACCCCGGAGCAGAGGCAGUGGGCGGAGGAGGCAAGGAAGGACACGCGUGGCAGACAGCACCGCCCCAGGAGCCGAACUAGAGCAGAUACGCCGGGGGGAGGACGCGACUCCAGCACUGAGAGCAACGACGCCUCCUCCCCGGUGCAGCAGGGGCGCCACCACCAUCACUUCCAGCACCACCACCACCACCAGCAGGCAGGGGGCGGCGCGGGGGUGAGAGUUGGCCCCCACCCCCUGCCACCUGUCCGCCAUGCCAGAGCGCGAACUGAAUCCUCCUCCAGCGAUUCCUCGACGCUCACCCCGCCCCGGCCCCUCCACCCGCCCUCGGCCUUCUCCGACUCCCGAGAGCUGUCCGAGGCCGAGUGUGACCGAGAGCUGCGCCGGGGUGCCGAGGGGGAGGCCGGGAGGACGAGAGGAGGCCAGCAGGAGAUCAAGGCUGAGCUGACGGUGCUGCUACAACGGUAUCAGCAGCAGCAGCAGCACCACAGGGACGAGGAUCCAGCCCAACAGCCGCAGCCGGAUGCCAAGCGACGAGCACCAGAAAGAAACCCUUACACGAUUAAUGUUUAGUCUCCCUUUGUACAUAAUGAAAAACAAUAAAAAAUAAAUAAAAAAUGAAAAUAACGAUGAUUAUGAUGACUGUGAAUAAAAAAAGAUAUACGUCAGAUUAUAUAAAAAAAAACAUGGUAUUUAUUACGAAAAGAAUAGGAUGUCUGAUUUACGCUUUUUUUUUUAAGUCAGCCUCAUCCAUAUUGCAUUUAUUCCAUUAUAUUAUUAUUUUGAUAUUUUAUAAUCGUGUAGUCUUCAUGUUCCACUCUCUGAGACUUGUGAUGUUUGAGAUAGUAAUAGCAUUAAUUAUGGUUAUUUUUGCGUAACUGUGAUGGCUGGUUUUAUUCCUACUAUGUGUAACGAAAAUGAAAAAAAAAUAUUGAUAACAGGUAAAAAAAACAUACGAAUUUUGGAAUAAUUACGUGCGCAGAUGUGAGCGCCUGAACCCAAUGUGUGUGUGUGUGUGUGUGUGUGUGUGUGUGUGUGUGUGUGUGUGUGUGUGUGCUGCUUCUCGGUUCCAUCAUCUCGACGUGCGUUGUAUAUAUGUGCUGAAUAAAAAAAAAGAUAUUACUGAAGUUCCAUUUUU
Molecule: messenger RNA, 9427 nt
Organism: Eriocheir sinensis (Chinese mitten crab)
Lineage: Eukaryota; Metazoa; Arthropoda; Malacostraca; Decapoda; Varunidae
Product: cell adhesion molecule Dscam2-like
Exons: 34
Coding region: 10-8862 (2950 amino acids)
Biological process (GO): homophilic cell-cell adhesion; dendrite self-avoidance; axon guidance
Cellular component (GO): axon; plasma membrane
Molecular function (GO): cell-cell adhesion mediator activity
Source: RefSeq, a predicted model, not a curated record